AUGAAAACCUUCCAUAGCCAUGUCAGCACCUUCAUGUUCAUAUUCUCUCUUUUCUUCUUCUACCCUUUUGUCAGUGUAGCCGUUGACACCAUCACACCCACACAACCCCUCACCAUCAAUCAAACUCUAGUCUCUCAUGGUGAAGUUUUCGAGUUGGGUUUCUUCAACACAAACAACGGUAGUUUGUAUAUAGGAAUUUGGUAUAAACAAAUUCAACAGCUAACGUAUGUUUGGGUAGCUAAUAGAGACACCCCCAUUACUUCAUCGUCCGGGAACCUAACCAUCGUCGACAACGAUAACAUGGUGCUGGUAAACCAAGUGGGAACCGUCGUCUGGUCAUCAAAUCAACCCACAAAGGCGGUGAAGACGGUUGCGCAGCUUUUGGACAACGAUAACUUUGUGCUUCGACCGGAAAACGAUGAGAAACUGGAGAAUUAUAUUUGGCAAAGCUUUGAUUAUCCGACUGAUACUCUAUUACCGGAGAUGAAACUGGGGUGGGACAAGAAAUCUGGAAUUACUCGGCGUUUGCAGUCGUGGAAGACGAGCGAUGAUCCGACGAUAGGUGAUUAUUCUUUUAAACUGGAUACUAGUGGCUUCCCGGAGCUUCUAACAUUGAAAAACGAAACAAGAAUUUGGCGAACUGGGCCAUGGAAUGGGAUAAGGUUUAGCGGCGUACAACAGAUGGUGGGGGUGGAUAUAAUGCAAUUUGAAUUACAUGAUAAUUCCGAUGAGAUCAGUUAUAAGUUUGAAAUGGUGAAUAAUUCUAUCUAUUCACGAUUGGUUAUAAAUUCUUUUGGUGUUAAUCAAAGAUUGGUUUGGGAGAAAACAACAAAAACCUGGAGGUUGUACUGGUCUUUCUCCAAGGAUUGCGAUCAUGUUGGAAUCCUAAGUCGAGUAGGACUUGGAGACUAA
This is a messenger RNA of Lactuca saligna, 912 nucleotides long. The record is from the annotation of a GenBank genome assembly. NCBI's taxonomy places the organism in Eukaryota, Viridiplantae, Streptophyta, Magnoliopsida, Asterales, Asteraceae.